GAAGAAGUUUCCAAGAAGCUAACGAAGAGUCUCACAAAAGCUGAACUAACACACUCGUACACUGCUUCCAAUUCCACCCUCUCUUCCAUUUUUUUUUUCUUUCAACUACUCUGAAGGGUUGUGGAUUGUGAUAUUCUUUACGAGGAAGAAAGGAACCAGAAGUCAAAGCAUGAGAAGCAAUCCCACUUCCAAUGCCGAGGUUCUUCUGUCUUUUCUUCCUUCCUAAACCCAAUACAAGGUUGUCACUUUUAUUCCCACCAACUAGAGAAGCCAAAGCAAUUCCCAUGAACAAAACCAACACUUUCAACAAGAAUCAAGUAUUUUGAUUUAAACUCAACCCCUUCACUCUUCUAUUUCUUUUGUUCAUUCAUACAUUCAAAUAAUAAAUAAAACAAUAAAAGAAACAAGAAUUUGGUUGGAUAGAGAGAGAGGGAAUAAAAAAAGAUGAAGAUGGGGAAAGUGGUGAUGGUGGUUGCAGUGAUGGUGUUGUUCAACAUGUCUUCUUGUUCUGCUUGGUUUGGUGGUAACAAACACAAAAGUGGAAGGAACUCGAUUCUCCCAAGUGAAGCCACGUCAUCACGGUCAAGGCUUUUGAACCCUGCUGGCUCCUCUAUUGUGCUCCCUCUUUAUGGCAACGUUUAUCCUGUUGGGUUCUAUAAUGUUACUCUUAAUAUCGGUCAGCCAGCAAGGCCUUAUUUUCUUGAUGUGGACACGGGUAGUGAUCUCACAUGGCUCCAAUGUGAUGCCCCUUGUACUCAUUGCUCUGAGACACCCCAUCCACUCUACAGGCCCAGCAAUGACUUUGUACCCUGCAGGGAUCCCCUUUGUGCAUCCUUGCAGCCAACUGAGGACUACAACUGUGAACACCCUGAUCAAUGUGACUAUGAAAUUAAUUAUGCAGAUCAGUACUCGACCUUUGGCGUGCUUCUCAAUGAUGUCUACCUUCUCAACUUCACCAAUGGAGUCCAACUUAAAGUUCGGAUGGCACUCGGAUGUGGAUAUGAUCAAGUAUUUUCUCCUUCUUCUUACCAUCCCUUAGAUGGAUUACUUGGCCUUGGAAGGGGAAAGGCCAGCUUGAUAUCCCAGUUGAAUAGUCAGGGCUUGGUACGAAAUGUGAUUGGACAUUGUUUGAGUGCACAAGGAGGAGGGUAUAUCUUCUUUGGGAAUGCAUAUGAUUCUGCUCGAGUGACUUGGACUCCAAUUUCAUCUGUAGAUUCAAAACAUUACUCUGCAGGGCCAGCUGAACUUGUUUUUGGAGGAAGGAAAACUGGGGUUGGAAGUCUGACUGCUGUUUUUGACACUGGAAGUUCUUACACUUACUUCAAUUCUCAUGCUUACCAAGCACUACUUUCUUGGCUGAAGAAGGAAUUAAGUGGAAAGCCCUUAAAAGUAGCACCUGAUGAUCAGACUUUACCUCUCUGCUGGCACGGUAAAAGACCUUUCACAAGCCUACGUGAAGUCAGGAAAUACUUCAAGCCUGUGGCACUUGGUUUCACCAAUGGUGGAAGAACUAAAGCCCAAUUUGAGAUCCUUCCUGAAGCUUAUCUGAUAAUAUCUAACCUGGGAAAUGUUUGUCUGGGCAUUCUAAAUGGCUCUGAAGUAGGGUUGGAGGAACUGAAUCUAAUUGGAGACAUAUCCAUGCAAGACAAAGUGAUGGUGUUUGAAAAUGAGAAGCAGUUGAUUGGUUGGGGACCUGCAGAUUGCAGCCGUAUUCCAAAAUCCGGAGAUGUCAGUAUUUGAUCAUAAAAUAUGCAUAGUUCAGGCAUGCAUAAGGACGGUAUCAUUAUGCAUGUUGUCCUGCAGUUUAUAGAGCAGGGUGAUAGUACUAUUGAAUACCAAUUUAUGUUUACUUGUGAUUUGUGAAUACAGUCUUGUGUAUACUACUAUUACUAUAUCAGUAUAUUGGAACAGGUAUAGAGGUCCAUCAAGAUAAGGAUAAAGGGUAUUUAUUGUUGUAUUGGUGUUACAUUCUAAUUACCGAGUUGUGAUUCAAAGGGUAAAGUCAAUGUAAGUUGAUGCAGUAUUGGAUAUACAUCAAAUAUUCUGUAUUUAGCUGGCAGAUCUCAUGCAUCUUCCUUCUCA
Molecule: messenger RNA, 2082 nt
Organism: Glycine soja
Lineage: Eukaryota; Viridiplantae; Streptophyta; Magnoliopsida; Fabales; Fabaceae
Product: aspartic proteinase Asp1-like
Exons: 8
Coding region: 445-1740 (431 amino acids)
Biological process (GO): proteolysis
Molecular function (GO): aspartic-type endopeptidase activity
Source: RefSeq, a predicted model, not a curated record